This is a messenger RNA of Corythoichthys intestinalis (scribbled pipefish), 4994 nucleotides long. It is a transcript of the gene atpaf2, whose product is annotated as ATP synthase mitochondrial F1 complex assembly factor 2. Gene Ontology annotation, cellular component: mitochondrion. The transcript is spliced from 8 exons. The record is from RefSeq and is a predicted model, not a curated record. NCBI's taxonomy places the organism in Eukaryota, Metazoa, Chordata, Actinopteri, Syngnathiformes, Syngnathidae. Gene Ontology annotation, biological process: mitochondrial proton-transporting ATP synthase complex assembly. Bases 3771 to 4631 code for a protein of 286 amino acids.
ACGACGCGGAAGCGAUCAGCGGCCGGCCUCCGCGCUGAGGCGGGGGUGUGACAUUGGGGUCCCAACUGAGUGCCGUGGAAGCCACGCUAUUACUCCCCGUGACCCCAAACUUUUGAACGGUAGUGUAUAUAUCAUAUAAAAAUAACAUAGAAAUGACUCUUUGAGUGCUAGAAUGUUAAAUAUGUUCUCAGACAUCCAUCUUAAUCUGGGUACUGCUUAAUCUGGGUACCGUCUAUUCAAUAUUUGCACUGUUAUAGCAUUUUUGCACCGAUACAUCAAUAUCUAUGCACAAACUGUCAUUUGCACUAUCAAAUAUAGCAGCAAUCUGCCUCCUAAUCUGAGUACUGUAAAUUGUCAUAUACGCACUAUGUUACCACUACAUUACCACUUGCUGCUUGUUACCACUACAUAACCACUUGCUGCUAGUCACUUAUUCACUUCAUUCCCAAAAUGUACACUGUAAUCUGUGUUUUUCUAUUAGCCUUUCUGUACUUUUGCUUUUGUUUUAUACUAGUAUAGUGCACGUUAUGACGAACCUUUAAAUGCAGUUGUACUCCGCACAAUGACAAUAAAGGCUUUCUAUUCUAUAGGUUGCUGACCACUGAUUUAAACACAGGGUCUGAUUGUGACUGUUGUGUAUCAUGUUUCAGCAUCGUGGACGGCGCUAAACGUCCAAUGCAUUUUGACUGGAAGGGGUGAAUGGAAAAAACGUCACAGUCCUCCCAGUCAAAAUGGACUGAAUGUCUUGCACCGUCAAUGGCAGCCACUGACUUGCUCUAUAAGGGUUUGAAAAAACAAAUACAGAAUAACAGAUUUGUGGUAGUUACCAUUCAGAGCUCCUGUGGUAGUAGUAGCCCUCGAUCGUUGCUGUGGAUUUCUGAAAGCAAAUGUAGUAAAAUCCAGCAAAGGAAGCACCGCUAAUGUCUUUGAUUGUGUGGUCUGGGACCAGGAACUGCUCCUAAUGAUAAGCAUUAAUAACCUGGCAUUAACAACAGUUCACCAUUACACUCAUGCAAUAAAACAAAGCAUUACCUUCCACCUCAUGAAAAUGUAGUCUGAGUUUUUAAGAUCGUCAUAGUCAAAAUCAUCCGAGUUGAACGUCUUUGCAUACUGGUAGAAAGCCUGGAACUUGCCCUGGAGACAGACAGACAAACAAUGGUCGGAUGUGAUUCAUGUAGAACAUAAAACAUCUUAAGCAUUUAUAUAUAUUUACCCAAUGUUUACGAUCCACAUCCUCAUCUGCAUCCCACUUCCGGGUGAGGAAUGGCCGUUUUCUGCUGAUGAUCUCUCCAGCGAAAAACGUGGUUAGAGUUGGGUAUUCCUGCCCAACAAACCGUUUAAAUUAACCUACAUAUAGGUCAUCCUCUUCAGAUUAUAAAGUUAAAAAUUGGUAGGAGGUGACAGCACCAGACAGUAGUUAGCCAUAACCAUACCUGCAUAAGCCCGGUUGUGUGUUACUUUUUCUAAGGGGCCGUUUACAUGGUGACGCUACGACACCAAGAAGCAAUGAUUGCGUUUUGUGGAAUGACCUCGCCUUUCCACGGUGAUGGCAAAAACAGAAGGCGGAAUGAUUUGAUUGCUGGGCUUGCUUUGCAACCAUAUGAAUGGAACUCUCUCGCUCCGAUGACAUCAGCACGCGCACCUGUCACUUUGUGCAUGCACAGUCGUUGCUACUAAAUAUGCAAAACGGCAAACACGGCGGAACGUUGAAUUCAAUUUACUGUUAAUAUUUAUAAUAUUUUUGACAAAACUAUAUUUUAUGUUAGUGUUUUUGUGCCUUUGGAAGCUAAAGAAAAAAACAUGCAGGGACACCAUUGCUUUGAGUGGGGGGGAUGUAGUUUUCCGGGCUGAGAAGGUUGUUGUCAAGGAAAUGCAUCAUUGGCUGUCACGUUGAAAAACUGCACUGCCCUCUAUGGCCUGGCAUGAAUACUACAUCGUUUUCAUGGGAAAUUCCGACAUCGUUCGAAUGGAGACAGAACCAUGUAAAUGCAAACAGGAAAUAUGUCGUAUUCUUGGAGCGUCACCAUGUAGACGGCCCAUUAGUUGCAUAACUGUGCAGUUAAAUUGACAAUUAUAGCACACUAUGUCGACUGUUGCGAAGGAUUAUAGAAGAGAACAUGUCAAUAGUGAUAACCUAAUAGCUGGAACUGACUGAAAUACUGGAACUUAUGGAAUUGCAAAAUUAAUUAAAUCUAGAAUGUGGGACUUGUGACUGGAGUUAUUUGAAACAGUGAAAAAAGUCUGGAAGGAUGAAAAACAUUUCUUUAGAGGGGACAUUUAUUGUAAAAUGUGCAGAAAUUAGAAAAUGGCUCUAAGAAUUUGGAAAAUAGUCCCCAAGAUUUUGUGAACUGUUUGAAUUUCAAAUGGGAAAGAUGAGAAUUUGUAUCAUUAUCAUUUUAGUUUUCUUGACUUUAACCUAAAUUCGGUAGACUUCUGAGGAUGACAUUUAUGUCAGGACUCAUAGUAACCAUGAGAAGGGAAAUUGCUAAUAACACUGAAUACAGACAGAUGCAAGUCAUAGAGAAAAUAGCCCAACUCACCUCUGUUAGUCCUUUUAUUUUCAGGUAACCACAGAGGUAAGAGUCCUCCAUGGUAACAUGCUUGAAGGAAAUAGAAAACAAACGAGCAUUUAGCAAUUCCAAACUAAAUUAAUAUAUGACGCCAUUGCGAAUAUAGCACAUAACACAUGCGGUUGAGUGCGUAAAGAACUAAUCUGAAUUGUUUUUUCACACAAUGAGAUGAAACCUAGGUGUUCUGUGUGAAAUGUGUCGUAACUGUCGUAAUAUAAUAAUUGUUGUAAAGGUUGUUAGUGUGACAUCUGUCAGUGCUAACCGAUUGCUAACCCUGCGAGCUAGGCCUAUGCUCAUUGAUUCUCCAACUGUCAAUCAUCACACCCCCGUUUGACAGCUCACCAAUGCUCCUCGCAGUUUACAUUAGACGUGAAAAAUGUCAUUUCAAACGCUCACCUGUAACACUACUUCAACGUCGUACGAGUUCCCUUUGCUUUUUUGGUGCCCCCUGAACUUGGAGCCACUAUACAACAGCGAGGUGACAACACCGGGCUGUCGGGUGUUGAUCGGGGGCGGAGGGAUAAGCGAGGCCGAGGAUGCGAAGGCCGCACACUGGGAGUCGCUAAUGUAUCCAGCAGGGACAGGCAUUGCUCCCUCUUCACUGGCUGGGCACCGACACUGGCCAAAAGCCGUCUGCGUGAUGUCGGGGUCCACAAAGUGGCGUUGAGGGGCUGAAGCGGUCCUCCAGCCUCCUCAAAAAAUCCCCUUGAAACCAGAACGCUGUAGCUUGUCAGGGACUGAGCUCCCAGGAACGUGAAUGGACUUGGACGCAACGACGUAGGGCGAGUAUACGAACCUCUCAUUGGCUACUCUUUUUCAACAUGAUUAGAUGAUUUAUUCUCAUUGGUUCAGUUAGCGGAAAGACUCACGGUUUUAGAAUGUAGUUGUUUAGUGUUGCAUUAGCGUACACACAGUCUGGCAGAAAACUACAGGUCCCAUACUAUCCCCCACAUCAGCCUGACAGACGCAGAAGGUCACACGAGUGUUUUUGAACGAUAGGGCUGCAAUCAAGAUGAAAAAUCCUGUCAGUAGAUAGAAAUAUUUAACGGGUAACCUUACAGAUGUGUAUGCGAUACAAAUACUCUGAAAUAGACACGUAAAAAUGUGGCAUUUGGUUGUCUAGGUGAAACAACCCGGCGUGUCUGUGAUUCUUAGCUAACCUAGCUCUGCGUAAACAGCAACUUCAUAUCAAUUGCUGCAAUGUUUAAAUGCCUUGUAAGACUCCCCAAUUUUUUGGGUAAUGCCUUGUCGCCGUGCAAAAUAUACCCAAAUCAUCAGCACUUCAAAUAUUCAUUUAAAUACUCAUCGUCAGCCGCAACAGAGAGAAAACGAUUUUAUCAGGACGUCUCGAUAUCCCAAGGUGAAGGAGGUUUAUUUGAAAUAAACCUGGACCGAAGGAAGCUGAAAACUCCUGGAGGGAAACUGUUCACAGUGCCAAAUGAAGCCCUUGCCAUUGCCGUGGCAACUGAGUGGGAUGCUCAAAGGGAUACGCUCAAGUUUUACACGAUGCAUCUGACUACACUUUGCAACACAGCUCUUGACAAUCCUACACAGCGCAACAAGGACCAAAUGAUCAGUGCUGCUUUAAAGUUUCUGGAGACAGACACUGUUUGUUACAGAGUGGAUGAGCCUUAUGGUUUGGUUGAUCUUCAGAAGAAUGAGUGGGACCCUGUACUGCAAUGGAUUGAGAACAGAUAUAACGUCACUAUCGGCUCUUCGUCCAGUAUUAUGGGCCCGGACAUCCCACAGGCAACUAUAGACACAUUCUGCCAACAUCUCAAAUCGUACAAUUUCUGGUCUUUGACAGGACUUGAGUAUGUAAUUACCCAGCUGAAAUCUGUGGUGUUAUCAUUGGGGAUGAUUGACAGAUAUCUAAGUGUAGAGAAGGCUGUGUUACUCUCCAGGCUGGAGGAAGAAUACCAGAUUCAGUGCUGGGGGAACGUGGAGUGGGCCCACGACUAUGACAUGUAUGAACUGAGGGCUCGCACUGCCGCCGGUGCUCUGUUUGUACACCUUUCGUCUGAGAGUUCCACUGUCAAACGCAAACUUUUGCAGGAUUGAGAGGAAGAAGCUUGCAUGCAAGAAGAGUAGAAUGCAAAUGUCCGGCCAAACUGACAACACUCGACAGUGUCUGACUUGGACAAAGAAGUUAUCUAAACACUUCUGUUUGUCACUGACAUACAGUAUGCUCAGUCUGUCAUCUAUUGUGGUCAUCCCUUCCCUGUAAAACACAUCAUCAGUGGGAGUUUUUUGUGUGCCAAUAUGACAGACGCUAAGCGUGACACUCACUGAGUCUCCAGUUCUUCGUUAACUGAUUUGUUUGGACACUUUGCAUUGAGUGAAUGGAGGUAUAAUGUCUAUUUUUAUUUUUUAAGUAAUAAAUCAUAAAUCAAUAAUCAAUAAAUCGUGUGUUUUGGAACCCAA